AGAGGAGGAGGAAGGAAAGCGACCAUCACUCUGACGACGCCAUGCGCAGCGACUUCAUCGGCGGCGCGAUCGCCGUGGUGUCGGCGUUCCUGUCCAUCUUCGGCGUGAACCUGCAGAAGUACUCGCACGACAAGGAGGAGCUGCGCGCCGUGCAGCGCCCGUACCACCUGCGGCCGAUCUGGUGGGUCGGCAUGAUCUGCGUCGUGGGCGCGUCGCUCGGCGACUUUUUGGCGCUGGGCUUCGCGCCGCAGACGCUGGUGGCGUCGCUCGGCGGCGGCUCCACGAUCCUGGGCAACUGCCUCAUGUCGCACUUCUGGCUCAAGCAGAGCCUGUACCUGACUGACAUCAUGGGCGUCGCGCUCGUGUCGCUGGGCGUCGUGGUGCUCGCUGCCGCCAGCGAGGAGGACGAGGGCCACUACCAGAUGGACCAGAUCUACCAGCUCAUGGAGGCCGCGCCCUUCAUCCUCUACGCGCUCAUCACGACGGCCUUCACCAUGACGCUGUACAUGCGCGCGCGCCGCUCCAAGGCGCCGGCGCUGCGCGUGGCCAGCACGGACAAGGACGACGCGCGCGUGGACGACGUGCAGGAGAAGAAGCGCGAGAUCGCGGCCAAGAACAAGAAGGAGCAGGAGCAGAAGAACUCGGAGGCGUCCCCCGCGCUGGACGAGCCCAGCGGCAAGAAGGGCGCCAUGAUGUCGCCCUUCCCGUCCCCCAUUUUUGGCGACCACCUUUCGCUGUCCCCCAUGGGCAAGCGCCUGCCCGGCGAGGAGGACGACCACCUGGAGGAGAUCGAGCUGUCGAGCCUCAAGAUCGGCAAGUACGACGAGAGCGAGAUCGAGAAGCACACGCUCAUCAUUGACCCCAAGCUGCCGCUCUACUGGGCCGCCAUCUCGGGGACGAUCGGAGGCCAGUCGGUGCUGCUGGCCAAGUGCGUCGUGGAGCUUAUUUCGUCCACCGUCUCGGGCGACAACCAGUUCCAGUACUUCGGCACGUACGUGCUGUGCGCGGGCAUGGCGGGUACGCUGCUGACACAGACCCACACUUUGAACCUGGCCACCAUGAGCGGCGACACCAUGUCGUCGUACCCCGUGUUCCAGGGCUUCUGGAUCACCAUGAGCAACAUCAGCGGCGUGGUCUUCUUCCAGCAGGCGCACAACUUCACCCGCACGCAGUGGAUCAUGUUCCCCGUGGCCAUUCUCCUCGUGGCGCUGGGCAUCUACCUCGUGUCCAAGCACGAGAAGUUCGGCAAUUUUGUCAAGUACUCGAUCGCCAUGCCCAUCAGCCUCAGCAGCCCGCGCCAGCACGACAUCGUGGCGCAGUCGUUCGUGUUCCGCGUGUCGACGCCGCAGAAGCUGCAGGAGGACUACGCCAGCAGCACGGAGAGCAGCAGCCCCGACGAGCACUCGCGGCGGACGCUGGAAGUAGUAUAGGCUAGCUGAGACCCUUGUUGGGUCUGGUUGCCACACUUUAAUGAAACCCGGAAGAAAGGGGCUGAUGUUAGUUUACAAACUAGUUCACUCACUCAGUGAGCGCUGCAUUGCCAAAGCGAAGCUCUCGCCCGCCUGUCCGGUUGCAUGUAAAUAUACUGUUACGUGUCGUGAACCUCGUU
Phytophthora sojae is the source of this 1609-nucleotide messenger RNA. RefSeq lists its product as hypothetical. Gene Ontology annotation, molecular function: magnesium ion transmembrane transporter activity. The transcript has a single exon. NCBI's taxonomy places the organism in Eukaryota, Oomycota, Peronosporomycetes, Peronosporales, Peronosporaceae. Gene Ontology annotation, biological process: magnesium ion transport. The record is from RefSeq and is a predicted model, not a curated record. Bases 42 to 1430 code for a protein of 462 amino acids. Gene Ontology annotation, cellular component: membrane.